Molecule: messenger RNA, 976 nt
Organism: Marchantia polymorpha subsp. ruderalis
Lineage: Eukaryota; Viridiplantae; Streptophyta; Marchantiopsida; Marchantiales; Marchantiaceae
Source: the annotation of a GenBank genome assembly
GCGAGAGUAGGUUCGAAUGACCGAUCGAGAAGGGCAGUACGAUCUGGUCCGUCGAAUCUGUCCGGUGUACGCUGUAAUAACCUAGAGCUUUUGUACCGAAGGUCUGCCAAUCAAAGUCCGCGAUCCCAUAGCUCCGCGGAUACCCGGUUUGAGGAUGGAAGGUGCCAACGCUAUCGAGGCUCCGACGUUUCACGAGAUCCAGUAGAGCGGAGCGGGGCGCGCCUAGCUCAUGGUUAUCGUUGGCUCGGCUCGGGCGGAAGAGAGCACCUUGUAGCUGUGCAGCGGAUUGUCGUAAAAGCGGAGAGCGCCUUCGGUCGCUGCGUGUGCUCAGCAGCGUGUACGUCUCCGGCUGGUCGAAAGAUCCAUCGAGCGGACUUUGCCUGCAAGCAAUCUCAGGAGGUCCGAGAAUGUCAGCCCCCGGGAAAGGAGCUGGCGCAGCGCCCAAAGGUGGCAAGGGUGGAAAGGAUAAUACGAUAGCGCAGGUCACCGGAGCUGUGAUCGCCUCUGGAGUCGUGUGGAGCUUGUACAAAUCAAUUCGUGGUCGAAGCGCAGUGGAGAAGGAUGCGUCGUCGUUCACAGACGCUUCAGUGGACAUGAAGAAGGUGCCUUCGACAUCCAGGCCCAAAUUGGACAUACAUUAUGAAGUCACCAAAGGUGACACCUUGUGGAGCAUCUCCAGAAGAUAUGGUGUCACAGUCUUCGAUGUGAAAGAAGCCAACGCUAUUCCGGACGUUGAUUUCAUUGUACCUGGGGAGAAUCUUGUCAUUCCUCAGUGAGUUUGUUCUUUGCCUGAUUGCGCAGCUGUCACAAACCAUCCGUCGGUGAACAAGGUCCUCAUCGCAUUGGUGUGGGUUUCUUUUCUGUACUUGUAACCUAUCCAGCCACGGGCUGUUUGCUCAUUGUUGCAAAGCUGGGUGUCACAACCAUUGUUGUUCUUCCAAGCGAAUUUUCGGAUCAAUAAAUUUCAUGUUUCUGU